CUAUUCAUCAAAUACGCACAAAUGGUUUACGUAAUCUAGGCAAUACAUGUUAUUUAAAUUCGGUAGUGCAAAGUUUAUCGCAUACAAGAGCAUUAGUUCAUUAUUUUCUUGAUGGUCUACAUGAACGUAAAGCGAUUGUAUCCAAUUGUCUUGGUUAUGGUGGGGAAAUUGUGAAACAUUUUGAAUUGUUACUUUCUGCAUUGUAUAAUCAAUCAAAUCAAGAUAAUGAAUUAUAUAAAUUUAGA
This is a messenger RNA of Schistosoma turkestanicum, 245 nucleotides long. Lineage: Eukaryota; Metazoa; Platyhelminthes; Trematoda; Strigeidida; Schistosomatidae. The record is from the annotation of a GenBank genome assembly.